AUGGACCCUACCACGACUCUCUUUACCUUCAUGCUCGAGACGCAUCCGACAGUUCAAUCAGUUCAUCUUUUCGGUUCUUGGGACAACUUCUCGACAGCCUACUUGAUGGAGCGUGACAUUCGACGAGACCGUGGCCAAUGGCGCGGGUGUUACUCUUUCAAGGAUAUCGUCUGUGACGAUGACAACGGCGCCUGCCGGAAACGAAACGGCGGUUUGAAGAUGGGCCACAAGUAUUACUACUAUGUGAGUUGGGUUCGCAAGGAACCAAUCUCAUCUUUUGGUGCUAAUCUAUAA
Molecule: messenger RNA, 294 nt
Organism: Verticillium nonalfalfae
Lineage: Eukaryota; Fungi; Ascomycota; Sordariomycetes; Glomerellales; Plectosphaerellaceae
Exons: 2
Coding region: 1-294 (97 amino acids)
Source: RefSeq, a predicted model, not a curated record